Lactuca virosa is the source of this 811-nucleotide messenger RNA. The record is from the annotation of a GenBank genome assembly. Lineage: Eukaryota; Viridiplantae; Streptophyta; Magnoliopsida; Asterales; Asteraceae.
CAAGUUUCUAUUCCCAUCUUUCUUAUUUUCAGAUAACGGGUUUCAAAACCUUAUAUAUUUACAUACAUACACGUAUACAUCAGUACAUCACACCUUUAGUUUGUUUACCCGUCUUUUUAUUCUAGUGUUUUAUGCAAUCAAGAUGGGAAGACAACCAUGUUGUGAAAAAAAUGGAUUAAGAAGAGGACCAUGGACCAUUGAUGAAGAUCAUAAGCUCAUGAACUUUAUCCUCAACAAUGGCAUUCAGUGUUGGCGAGUUGUUCCCAAGCUUGCAGGGUUGAUGAGAUGUGGAAAGAGUUGUAGGUUGAGAUGGAUUAAUUACUUGCGGCCGGACCUCAAAAGAGGCGCGUUUACAGAAGCAGAAGAAGAUAUGAUUAUUCAACUUCAUUCGCGUCUUGGCAAUAGGUGGUCGAAAAUAGCAGCUCAAUUCCCAGGCCGUACAGAUAACGAGAUCAAGAACCAUUGGAAUACCCGAAUCAAGAAGAAGAUGAAGUUCUUGGGAUUAGACCAUCGUACACAUACCCCAAUAGAGCAACAUCAUGAUACAGACACGACAAUCAAAAGGGAGAAUGGCGAAUCCACUUCUUCUCAUAACAUUUUCAGUAACUACAACAUCAAAGACAAAAAAACAGACAUCAUAACCGAUAAAACUUCAACAACGAUCGAAGACAUUGGAUUUAUGAUGAUGUCACAUAAUCAUCAACUUGAAUCUUUGAACAAUUCAUUUGAAUUAGAAUUGCCACAAAACUGGAUUGAUAGCCCAGGAUUUCAUUGGGAUGUCUUCAAUGAUCCAAGGCUAGGGUUUCAUUAA